UAAGUGACUUGCCCAAAGUCAGAGUAAAUUUCUGAGGACUCAUUUGAACUCACAUCUCCCAGUGUCACAAAGUCAUUAUCUGUCAGAGGUAAAACAAAAUCAAGAUAGCAGCAAAUUUGGAGCUCGCCCAGUGCCUUGCGUGAUGCUCUAACACAGUACUUGAUCUGCAAAUGUUCUUGAAUUGUCAUUGAACUUGGCAUGCCUCACGCUGAGAAUAGAUUUCUUUUUUUUAAGUACUUUUAUUAGUUAACAAAAAUCUAGCGUUUCCUCCUCCCUCAUCCAACUGAAAAAACCACAGUCACAAACAUUCGUAGUCAAGUAAAACAAACUCCCUCAUUGGCCAUGCCCUAUGCCCACCCCCACCCCCCAAAUGUAGAAGAUUAAUUUCUGAGCGCUUAACAUUUGGGAGGAAAGUACUUUGGGGCUCCACACCUACACGUACUGCAUUUGCCCCAGCUUUGCCUGAAAAAAAAAUGACGUGGAUUCGAAAACCAGGAAGAACUGGUUCCUGUAAGGUCCAGGACAGGGCUGGGGAACCUGCAGCCGCAUUUGAGAACCUCGAGGGUCCCAAAUGGCUCUGGGCCGCAGGUUCCCCACCCCUGGUCCAGGGUAAACCCGCAAACAGGUAUUGACGGAGGGGAGAAAAGAAUGAACAGUCCGCAAAGAGCUUGAGGUCCCUGACUCUUCCAGAGCAAUGCCCCUCGCUCCUGCCCACCCCAGACACAGAGACUAAACCCCUCCGAUCUGCAGAUUCAUCUUCUCCUUGCAGAAAACGGCAGCUUCCGAGGCUUCCUUCCUCUUUUCUCCCAGUAAGGAGAGAGUACCUCUUGAGGUUUGGAGGCGUUUCUAAGGUUCUGUAGUUUCACUUCCUCCUCUCAGGAAUAGAGAACCACCCCCUUGCCUCGCUUCCUGCCCCCAAGAGCAGCUCGAGACGGCCGGGGCUGGGGGCCAAGGUUCCAUCAUGGAUAUUCUUUCUGAAGGAAAUGUUACAUUUGCCAUUACUCUUCUGAAAAAGCUUUGUGAAGAAAAACCACGAAAUGUGGUGUUUUCUCCCCCAAGCAUCUCGUUUGCCCUGAACAUGAUCCUCUUGGGAACAAGGACAGAAACAGCAGCACAGAUAGCACAGUUGCUUUCUUUAAACAGAAGUGGAAGUACUUUCUGGGGAUUCCGGUCACUUCUUGCUGAAAUGAACACGUCAUCCACCUGGUAUCUGAUUAAAACUACCAACAAGCUCUUUGGAGAAAAUGCUCUAAAUUUCCUCGCAUCCUUUAGGGACUCCUGUUUCAAAUUCUGCAAUUCAGUGAUGGAAGAUGUUUGCUUUUCUCAAGAGACAGAGGCUGUCAGGAAACACAUAAAUGCUUGGGUAGCAGAGAAGACUGAAGGUAAUAUUUCAGAGGCUCUUCCUGAUGGUCUUGUUGAUCCACUUAGCCUGCUGGUCUUUGUGAAUGCCAUCAACUUUAAAGCAACCUGGGAGAGGGCAUUUGAUCCAAAACACACCUAUAUUGAUAUUUUAAAAGUCAAUCAGCAUGAGAGAACGACAUUGCAGAUUAUGAAGAACAAAGAGGAGUUUCUGACAUCUCCUUUAGAGGAGCUGGGUGGACAGCUAUUUAUCUUUCCCUAUCGUGGAAUGGAAUUAACCAUGAUCCUUGUCUUUACUUCUGAUAGUGACCUAACUAAGUUGGAAAAAGGGCUUACCUAUGAAAGAUUUAUAACCUGGACAAAGCCAGAAGCAAUGGCCUUGAUGGAAAAUCAUGACAAGACAUUUUUACUCCCCAAAGUCAAGAUAGAAGAGACCUGUGACUUGGAGCAUGUCCUCUACAGUUUGGGAAUGUCAGAUGCAUUUGAUGAGCAAAAGGCUGACUUCUCUGGAAUGUUGAUACUCAAACAUUUGUAUUUAUCCAAGGUUUUGCAUACAUCUUGCCUGGAAAUCAAUGAAGAGGGCAUCAAGGCAUCUGCUGCCACUAUAGCAGCAGAGAUACCAGCAGCUUCAAAGAGAGAUGAAGGACUGAAGGCUAAUGGUUUCUUUCUAUUUUUUAUCUGGAGCUAUAAAACUAAAAGUAUCCUGUUCUGUGGCAGAGUUUCCUCUCCUUAAAGAGAUGCAGUCACUACCCCAGCAUUUUCCCUUUUGCUACUUCCCUGACUCUCUCUUCCUAAGAUCCAUAAAAAUGUUAUCUGCGUGCGUAUAAAGCCUUAGAUAAGAAACAAAAAUAUGUAAAACACUUUACUGUGAAACUUUGCAUAUGGACUGUAUAACCUUGUAAAUUUUCAUCCUGGCAGGCACUGGGGAUAAGGUUGGGAGUGUGAAGAUUUAGAAUGUAAAAGGAAAAGCCUAUACUAGUGUGACCUGGGUAGGAGGGUCUAAGUCUAUCAAAUAUUCUCUCUUCUUUGUUUAUGUUCUUACAUCUUUAGUAGAAGUAGAGGGAAUUAGUCAAUGAUUUUCAUUGAGUCCUUGUAGGCUGAGCCCUAGAGAUACUUCUAAUAAAAAAAACCAUCCU
Phascolarctos cinereus (koala) is the source of this 2495-nucleotide messenger RNA. Lineage: Eukaryota; Metazoa; Chordata; Mammalia; Diprotodontia; Phascolarctidae. The record is from RefSeq and is a predicted model, not a curated record.